This is a messenger RNA of Alternaria rosae, 687 nucleotides long. RefSeq lists its product as uncharacterized. The record is from RefSeq and is a predicted model, not a curated record. The coding region runs from base 1 to 687 and encodes 228 amino acids. Lineage: Eukaryota; Fungi; Ascomycota; Dothideomycetes; Pleosporales; Pleosporaceae. The transcript has 3 exons.
AUGCCAACUCAAGAAAAUAUUACAGGGCAGGAACUCUCAGAAUCUGCCUUGGGAAUCUGCCUCGAGGGAGAGAGUCUGAGCCACAUUGAGGGUGCUGUAGCGACCGCGGACCGUCACCAGUCACGCCGACUCAUCAGGCCCCCAGCGAACCAGCAUCUUUCCAAAUCGCGCACUUUGGGUAUUGGUCGAGACGCCAAUCAUCGAAGCGGCGCUUCACGAAACUUCCGCGGCCGCCAGAUGUCCUCCAUUGCUGCCCGACUGCACACUGUUAGCGCGCGAAGUCCUCCGAAUCGAAGGGUGAAGCAAAGCUCGCAAAAGAUGCCGAAACGAAGACGAGAUCGCGAGGGCUCCUUUGCUACGACGUCCCAGCCCUGGCACGUCAAAAGCGGGGGAACACGCUUGACGCGCGCUAGUGCGAUGCGUUCCGUGCCAAUCGCUUGCCAAGCACGUCAAGAUCACGUCACUACCCGCGCCCGUCUCAUGUCGAGUCAGCCGAAGCCGACGCCAGCGCAACAAUCUUGUUCAACAAUGCUUUUGUGCGGAUGCACUGCGCGAUCAUCAUGCAGAGGUGUCGGAACUAGCCGACAGGCUUAUCAGAGCUUGGAAUCAACUAUCACGACCAAUCAGUGCAAUCGCACCCUCAACCCGGAUAUUGGGCCGGCCCACCGUACACCGUACGACAUCUGA